CUUCCGCCCGAGGAGGACGACGGAGCAGCCAUCGAUUCCCUCCUUGUGACGAUUCAGCACUGACUUGUCAAAAAGCUCUGCACGGAGGAGGAGGCAGUCUGCAGAGCUCCAUUGGAAGCCGUUUUCUUUUGGACUGACAGUGCACUGCAGGGCUACUCAAACUGGUCCACAAACCAGCAGCAUUGGCGUCACCUGGUUAGAAAUGCCCAUCCUCAAGCCCUACCCAAGACCCUCUGAUUUGGAAUUUCUGCAGAUGGGACACAGGAACCUGCAUUUCAGCAAGAUCCUAAGUUCUGCCCUUUUAGGACUCUGCACUUCCCCAAAAGGAAGAAUUAAAAAUGAGCAUGUUCAAGGAAGCAGUGACAUUCAAGGACGUGGCUGUGGCCUUUACUGAGGAGGAGCUGGGGCUGCUGGACCCUGCCCAGAGGAAGCUGUACCAAGAUGUGAUGGUGGAGAAUUUCAGGAACCUGGUCUCAGUGGGGCAUCAGUCCUUCAAACACGAUACAUCACGUAUAGAAAUAGAAGAGAAGCUUUGGAUGAUGAAGAUAGCAGCCCAAAGAAAGAGAAAUUUAGGAGAGAACAAUCAAAGUGAGUUAAGGGCUGUUCAUGACAGAGCAUCUCAUGAAGAGCUUUCCUGCUGGCAAAUCUGGCAACAUAUUGCAAAUGACUUAACCAGAUGUCAAGACUCCAUGAUAGAUAAUUCUCAGUUUCACAAACAAGAUGAUUCCCCCUGCCAGGUUGGGGCAGGGCUCUCCGUUCAAAUUUAUGAAGAUAAUACUGGCAGUCCAGAGUUCCCAACUUUGAGAACCCAGGAUUCUCAGAGGAAAACUUUCCUGACUGAGUCACAGAAUUAUGAGAAUAGAUAUCAGCAAAUUUCCAAGAAAAAUGAACUAUGUCAGUAUAAACAGGGCGUUGACCUCAUCAGUUGGAUUUCUUUUCACCAUGAUGAUCAUAGGAUGCACAAAAGUGAAAAAUCUUAUAGCCCCAAUGAUUAUGGAAAAGACAGCAUGAAGAUUCCAGCAUUUGAUCAGAAUAGGAUGAUUCACACAGGACAGAAACCUUACCAGUGUAACGAAUGUACAAAAACCUUCAACAACCUCUCCAGCUUUGAUCUUCAUCAGCAGUUACACCCAGGAGAGAAGUCUCAUACACGUAUUGAGUGUGAAAAAGGCUUCUGUUAUAGCUCAGUUCUUCAUGUUCAUCAGAGAAUUCACAUGGGAGAAAAACAUAAGUGUGAUGAGUGUGGUAAGGAAUUUAGUCAGAGGUCACAUCUACAAGCCCAUCAAAAAGUUCACACUGUGGAGAACCCAUACAAGUGUGAGCAGUGUGGGAAAGGUUUCCGUCGUAGAUCAACACUUAAUGUUCAUUGUAAAGUUCACACUGGAGAAAAACCUUAUACUUGUGAGGACUGUGGGAGGGCCUUCAGUCAGGCCGCUCACCUUCAGGACCAUCAGAGACUCCACACUGGGGAGAAACCAUUCAAAUGUGAUACAUGUGGUAAGAGCUUCAGUCGGAAUUCUCAUCUUCAAUCCCAUCAGAGAGUCCAUACGGGAGAGAAACCCUACAAAUGUGAGGAGUGUGGGAAGCGCUUCAUUUGUAGCUCAAAUCUGUACAUUCAUCAGAGGGUCCACACAGGAGAAAAACCCUAUAAAUGUGAGGAAUGUGGAAAAGGCUUUAGUCGUCCUUCAAGUCUUCAAGCCCAUCAGGGAGUCCACACAGGAGAGAAAUCAUACAUGUGCACUGUGUGUGGUAAAGGCUUUACUCUUAGUUCAAAUCUUCAGGCCCAUCAGAGAGUCCACACUGGAGAAAAGCCCUACAAAUGUGAAGAGUGCGGGAAGAGCUUCAGGAGAAACUCCCAUUAUCAGGUUCAUCUGGUGGUCCACACAGGAGAGAAACCCUACAAGUGUGAGGUAUGUGGGAAGGGCUUCAGUCAGAGUUCAUAUCUCCAAAUCCAUCUGAAAGCCCACAGUGUAGAGAAACCUUAUAAGUGUGAGGAGUGUGGGCAAGGCUUCAAUCAGAUUUCACGACUUCAGAUUCACCAGCUGAGCCAUACGGGUGAGAAGCCGUACAAAUGUGAAGAGUGUGGAAAGGGGUUCAGUCGUAGAGCAGAUCUUAGAAUUCAUUGUAGGAUCCACACAGGAGAGAAACCCUAUAAUUGUGAGGAGUGUGGGAAAGUCUUUAGGCAGGCCUCAAAUCUUUUGGCCCAUCAGAGAGUCCACAGUGGAGAAAAGCCGUUCAGAUGUGAAGAGUGUGGGAAGAGCUUUGGUCGGAGUGCACACCUUCAAGCUCACCAAAAAGUCCACACUGGAGAAAAGCCUUACAAAUGUGAGGAGUGUGGGAAGGGCUUCAAGUGGAGCUUGAAUCUUGACAUGCACCAGAGGGUCCACACGGGAGAGAAACCAUAUAUGUGUGGGGAGUGUGGGAAGCGCUUCAGCCAAGCCUCAAGUCUUCAGCUUCAUCAGAGUGUCCACACUGGAGAGAAACCGUACAAAUGCGAUGUGUGUGGUAAAGUCUUCAGUCGGUCUUCACAACUGCAGUCUCAUCAGAGAGUUCACACAGGCGAGAAACCUUAUAAGUGUGAGAUAUGUGGUAAGAGCUUCAGUUGGCGAUCAAAUCUUACGAUUCAUCACAGAAUCCACGUUGAUGAUAAAUCCUAUAAAAGUAAUAGGGGUAGUAAGAACAUCAGUGAAUCCACCCAGGAAAAAGUUCUAUAAAGUGAUUUUUUUUUUGAGACUCAAGUGUCAUGUGAAUUCUUCCAGUCAUCAUGUCUUGAAAGAAAAGAUCAUUUGUUUCAUUAAAGCUAGUGUUUCAGCCAUAGCGCCUCAUGUCCCGGUUGUCCAGAGACCACACAGCAGAGAACUCUUGUAAUGGCUGUAGUAAAGGCCUCAGUCAGCAUCCUGACCUUUAUCAAAUGUUACUCAGAAGAGAGGCCUUAAAGGAUAAGAGUUUUUUCUGGCCUUUUACAAAAGUUUGAUGAACAUGCCAAAACUAGGGUCCCAUAGAAUGUUAACUCCAUAAAGGCAGAGACUUUGUUCACUACUGAGUCAAGAUGAUCUUAUCAUUGCCAAGUGCUU
Messenger RNA from Cynocephalus volans (Philippine flying lemur), 3074 nucleotides. It is a transcript of the gene ZNF226, whose product is annotated as zinc finger protein 226. Lineage: Eukaryota; Metazoa; Chordata; Mammalia; Dermoptera; Cynocephalidae. The record is from RefSeq and is a predicted model, not a curated record. The transcript has 7 exons. Gene Ontology annotation, biological process: regulation of DNA-templated transcription. The coding region runs from base 339 to 2714 and encodes 791 amino acids.